Molecule: messenger RNA, 3263 nt
Organism: Vicugna pacos (alpaca)
Lineage: Eukaryota; Metazoa; Chordata; Mammalia; Artiodactyla; Camelidae
Source: RefSeq, a predicted model, not a curated record
GUUUCAGUAUAAACAAGGCAUCCGACUGGUUGGGCGGAAUCUUUUUCCUUCUUCCCGCGCGCUUUCGCUCCCUGUCCUUUGGUUGCGUUGGUGGGCGCGCGGCAAACAGCCGGGAAGUUCGAGGACCCGGGGUCCAUCUGCAGUGUUCAACCACAGCCGGGCUGUUUCAGUUGUUUUGAACCUCAGCUUAUGCAGUCAAAACACAGUGAGAAUCCCUGCCAAACAAGGCAGAUGGAGUAUCCAGAAAGGCAUCCGCAGGCAGUGAGCCUUACGCAGUGGGAGUGCUGACAUUCUCAGAGCCUUCCGCCCUGCGCAUCUCAGUGUCUCUUAGGGGAGCAUCCUCGGGGGAAUCAGAGGAAUGAAGGACUGUGGAAAAGAGGGACCUUUUCCAGCACCCAGGAUUCCACAGUAUAAGAACGUAUGACUAAGGAAGGGGGAGACAGCCUAAGGAGUUGAAAGUAUAUGGCAAGGAAAGCAUGCCUCAGACUCCUCCCUUUUCAGCAAUGUUUGACAGCAGUGGCUACAACAGAAACCUCUAUCAGUCUGCAGAGGACAGCUGUGGAGGGUUGUGUUACCAUGACAACAACCUCCUCUCCGGAUCCCUGGAAGCUCUCAUCCAGCACUUAGUACCCAAUGUGGAUUACUAUCCGGAUAGAACGUACAUAUUUACCUUCCUACUCAGUUCUCGGUUAUUUAUGCAUCCGUAUGAGCUAAUGGCCAAAGUUUGCCACUUAUGUAUUGAGCACCAGAGACUAAGUGAUCCUAAUGGUGACAAGAACCAGAUAAGAAAAAUCGCACCCAAGAUUCUUCAACUCCUGACAGAAUGGACAGAAACAUUUCCUUAUGAUUUUCGGGAUGAAAGAAUGAUGAGAAACUUAAAAGAUCUGGCUCACCGAAUAGCCAGUGGCGAGGAGACAUAUAGGAAGAAUGUCCAGCAGAUGCUCCAGUGUCUAAUCCGCAAGCUCGCUGCGCUCAGCCAGUACGAGGAGGUCCUGGCGAAGAUCAGCUCCACGUCGACAGAUCGGCUCACCGUUCUCAAGACCAAGCCCCAGUCCAUACAGAGGGACAUCAUUACGGUCUGCAGUGACCCUUACACGCUGGCCCAGCAGCUGACUCACAUAGAGCUGGAGAGGCUCAAUUAUAUUGGCCCAGAAGAAUUUGUUCAGGCAUUUGUGCAGAAGGACCCUUUGGACAAUGACAAGAGUUGCUACAGUGAACGGAAGAAAACACGUAACUUAGAGGCUUACGUGGAAUGGUUUAAUCGCCUCAGCUACUUGGUUGCUACAGAAAUUUGUAUGCCUGUUAAGAAGAAGCACCGAGCAAGGAUGAUCGAGUAUUUCAUUGACGUGGCUCGGGAGUGUUUUAACAUCGGCAACUUUAAUUCCUUGAUGGCAAUAAUCUCUGGCAUGAACAUGAGCCCAGUCUCUCGACUGAAAAAAACUUGGGCCAAAGUGAAGACGGCCAAGUUUGACGUCCUCGAGCAUCAGAUGGACCCUUCCAGCAAUUUCUACAAUUACCGAACAGCUCUUCGUGGGGCGGCACAAAGGUCUUUAACUGCUCACAGCAGCAGAGAGAAGAUUGUGAUACCAUUCUUCAGUCUUUUAAUCAAAGAUAUUUAUUUCCUCAAUGAGGGCUGUGCCAACCGCCUUCCAAAUGGCCACGUCAACUUUGAGAAAUUUUGGGAACUGGCCAAACAAGUGAGUGAAUUCAUGACGUGGAAACAAGUGGAGUGUCCGUUUGAGAGGGACCGGAAGAUCUUGCAGUAUCUGCUCACAGUCCCAGUCUUCAGUGAAGAUGCUCUCUACUUGGCUUCCUAUGAAAGUGAAGGACCUGAAAAUCACAUAGAGAAAGACAGAUGGAAGUCCUUGAGGUCCAGCCUCCUAGGCAGAGUUUAACACACGAGAUGCUGCUGCUGCUGCCGCCGCCGCCACCACCGCCACCGCUGCUGUACCACGCAGGUCAUCGAGGGGCUGGCCUUUGUUUUCCAGGCACCCAAAGCUACAAAAAAAUCAUGACAUCCCCGUGAGCAGGCUCCCUCAAGAGCAGAUGGGGUCCUGAUUCCCCACAGCUGACAGACUGACUCAGAUUUUGUGAGACUGAAAUGUUCACUGAAGACACUGGAGAAAGAAUCCUCUAGAGAUCCCAGCUCUGCAAUGACUCAUCUCCUGGAAUUUCCAUGUGAAUCACGGCUCUGCACCUGGAUGGAACUUUCUUUUGUGUGUGUGUGUGGGUUUUUUUUUUUUUUUAAUUUGGUUCAACAUUUGCUGCUAAUGGGACUUGCCCAGCUGAGUGCUGGCUCUUAGGAAGCCCAUGUUUCUUUGUUAACUUAAAAGAAAAGGGGAGAGGAAGGAGGGGAAGAAAACCCUCUAUUUAGAUCCCAAACUUCAGCUCAGCGGUGUUGCCGAGAGGGGUGAGGCUGGCUGAAUGCCGACGGCAGACUUUGUCUCCCUGAGUUGGACCUGGGUUGUGAAUGCCUCUCCUCCCUGUUCCUACGAGGUUUUGAGUUGGCUGCUGGUUAGCAAACUCCUUUUUACCCAUAUAAGUUAUUUAAUAUAAUAAUGAAGCUCAACACUGUGGUAGGAGAAUAGCCACUAGGAAAAAAAAAAGCAGAGUUUGUCAUUGGACUGCAUACCGUUCUUGAAGGACCCUCUGUUUUCUCUGCCCUUCUGAGCUGUUGACAACUCACCACCGUGUUCUACAGAUGGAUUUUUCAGUAGUUUUUUUGUUACUUAGUUUUCCAUGAUGCCUAUUUGUUUUUCCUCUUGUACAUUUAAAUUAUCUGACUUUAAGGGAAAAAAACCCCAUGGCCUAAUUACAAUUUUUUUUUAGCAGACGGUUAUUUUUCAUUACCUUUUGGAGUCUGUUGGUGACUAAACGUGUGAACAAAGAACACGUUGGAAAAGUUACCCCCAACCUCCCUCCCAACUAGAGCAGUGAACAAAACAAAUGAAAAACAUCUUGCUGUGAACUCAGAGGUCGAUCUAAUUGUGAAAUAGUUCACCUUGUUAAACAUCUAAGUAAGUCUGUGGUUGCUCUGCAAACAGCCAUUGUAUUUAUUUACUCUAGGAGAAACUGUAGAGUAGUAAACUGUGCUAAUGAAAAAAAAGACAUCAUGUUCAAAACAGAGAUGUAUUUGAAACCUUAAUGACAUGAUUUCAAAAAACAGAGCAUGUCUGUAUGCUGCACGCCACCUCAGCAGACCUAAAAUGUCUCUGAGUUGUCCCUUUCCAACGAGCAAUAUAUUUGACACUCUGCGGCCAGGA